AUGGAGGCGGGGUCGGGGCCCCCGGGCGGCCCGGGCUCGGAGAGCCCCAACCGGGCGGUGGAGUACCUGCUGGAGCUGAACAACAUCAUUGAGAGCCAGCAGCAGCUGCUGGAGACGCAGAGACGGCGCAUCGAGGAGCUGGAGGGCCAGCUGGACCAGCUCACCCAAGAGAACCGCGACCUGCGGGAGGAGAGCCAGCUGCACCGCGGGGAGCUGCACCGGGACCCCCACGGCGCGCGGGACAGCCCGGGCCGCGAGAGCCAGUACCAGAACCUGCGGGAGACCCAGUUCCACCACCGCGAGCUGCGGGAGAGCCAGUUCCACCAGGCGGCCCGGGACGUGGGCUACGCGAGCCGCGAAGGCGCCUACCAGAACCGGGAGGCGGUGUACCGGGACAAGGAGCGGGACGCCUCCUACCCGCUCCAGGACACCGGUGGCUACUCGGCCCGGGAGCGCGACGUGGCCCAGUGCCACCUGCACCACGACAACCCGGCCCUGGGGCGCGAGCGGGGCGGGCGGGAUGCGGGGCCGGCGCACCCGGGCCGCGACAAGGAAGGCGGCUACUCGGCGGCGGCGGUGGGCGUGGGGCCCCGGCCCCCUCGGGAGCGGGGCCAGCUGAGCCGUGGCGCAUCCCGGAGCUCCAGUCCCGGCACCGGCGGCGGCCACAGCACCAGCACCAGCACCAGCCCGGCCACGACCCUCCAGAGAAAAUCGGAUGGUGAGAAUUCCAGAACAGUCAGUGUGGAGGGUGAUGCCCCAGGCAGUGACCUGAGCACAGCGGUCGAUAGUCCUGGGAGCCAACCCCCCUACCGUCUGAGCCAGCUGCCCUCCAGCAGCAGCCAUAUGGGGGGUCCCCCUGCUGGGGUGGGCCUUCCCUGGGCUCAGCGGGCUCGCCUCCAGCCAGCCAGUGUGGCCUUGAGGAAGCAGGAGGAGGAGGAGAUCAAGCGCAACAAGGCCCUGUCGGACAGCUACGAACUCUCCACGGACCUGCAGGACAAAAAGGUGGAAAUGCUGGAGAGGAAGUACGGGGGCUCCUUCUUGAGCCGUCGGGCUGCCAGGACCAUCCAGACGGCCUUCCGCCAGUACCGCAUGAACAAGAACUUUGAGCGGCUCCGCAGCUCAGCCUCGGAGAGCCGCAUGUCCAGACGGAUCAUCCUUUCCAACAUGCGGAUGCAGUUCUCUUUUGAGGAGUACGAGAAGGCCCAGAACCCUGCGUACUUCGAGGGCAAGCCUGCCUCGCUGGACGAGGGUGCCAUGGCUGGUGCCCGGAGCCACCUGCUCGAACGGGGCCUCCCGUAUGCGGGCUCCUGUGGAGGGGGCAUCGAUGGUGGGGGCAGCUCCGUCACUACAUCGGGAGAGUUUUCCAAUGACAUCACAGAGCUGGAGGACUCCUUCUCCAAACAGGUCAAGUCUCUGGCUGAAUCCAUUGAUGAGGCCCUGAACUGCCACCCAUCGGGGCCCAUGUCUGAGGAGACAGGGUCAGCACAGCUGGAGAAGCGAGAGUCGAAGGAACAGCAAGAGGACAGCUCAGCCACAUCCUUCAGUGACCUUCCCCUCUAUUUGGAUGACCCAAUUCCCCCACCAUCCCCUGAACGACUUCCCAGCGCAGAGCCCCCACCCCAGAGCCGGCCUGAGUUCUGGGCACCAGCCCCUCACCCACCAGUUCCUCCACCAGGGCCACCAGGGACCCGGGAAGAUGGGAGCCGUGAGGAAGGCCCUCGAAGGGGGCCUGGGUGCUUGGAGUGUCGGGAUUUCCGGCUGCGGGCCGCUCACCUUCCCCUGCUCACCAUUGAGCCUCCUAGUGACAGCUCUGUGGACCUGAGUGACCGCUCAGAUCGCGGCUCUGUCCACCGCCAGCUGGUAUAUGAGGCCGAUGGCUGCAGCCCCCAUGGGACCCUAAAGCACAAAGGCCCACCAGGCAGGGCCCCAAUCCCACACCGCCACUACCCAGCCCCCGAGGGCCCAGCCCCAGCCCCACCAGGGCCCCUGCCACCAGCCCCCAACAGUAGCACUGGGCCCAGUGGUGUGGCUGGCGCUCGGAGGUUGGGGAAGUGCGAGGCGGCAGGCGAGAACUCUGAUGGUGGCGAUAACGAGAGCCUUGAGAGCUCCAGCAAUUCCAAUGAGACCAUCAACUGCAGCUCUGGCUCCUCUUCGAGGGACAGCCUGAGGGAGCCUCCAGCCACCAGCCUGUGCAAGCAGACUUACCAGCGAGAGACGAGGCACAGCUGGGACUCACCAGCCUUCAACAACGACGUGGUGCAGAGGCGGCAUUACAGAAUUGGCCUCAACCUCUUCAAUAAGAAGCCAGAGAAGGGCAUCCAGUACCUGAUUGAGCGGGGCUUCCUGUCAGACACACCGGUGGGAGUGGCUCACUUCAUCCUGGAACGGAAAGGCCUCAGCCGGCAGAUGAUAGGGGAAUUCCUAGGGAACCGGCAGAAGCAGUUCAACAGAGACGUAUUGGACUGUGUGGUGGAUGAGAUGGACUUCUCCUCCAUGGAUUUGGAUGAUGCGCUCCGGAAGUUCCAAUCCCAUAUCCGGGUUCAGGGCGAGGCUCAGAAAGUGGAGCGACUCAUUGAAGCCUUCAGCCAGCGGUACUGUGUGUGUAACCCAGCCCUCGUGCGCCAGUUUCGGAACCCAGACACCAUCUUCAUCCUCGCUUUUGCCAUCAUCCUCCUCAACACUGACAUGUACAGUCCCAGCGUCAAGGCUGAACGCAAGAUGAAACUAGAUGACUUCAUCAAGAACCUAAGAGGGGUUGACAAUGGUGAAGACAUCCCUCGAGACCUCCUGGUGGGUAUCUACCAGCGAAUCCAGGGGCGUGAACUUCGGACCAAUGAUGACCACGUGUCCCAAGUGCAGGCUGUGGAGCGCAUGAUUGUGGGCAAGAAACCAGUACUGUCUCUUCCUCAUCGCCGACUGGUUUGCUGCUGCCAGCUCUAUGAGGUGCCAGACCCAAACCGCCCCCAGAGGCUAGGGUUGCAUCAGCGGGAGGUCUUUCUCUUCAAUGACCUCCUUGUGGUCACCAAAAUUUUCCAGAAGAAGAAGAUCUUGGUGACGUACAGCUUCCGUCAGUCUUUUCCCCUCGUGGAAAUGCACAUGCAGCUCUUCCAGAAUUCAUAUUACCAGUUUGGAAUCAAGUUGCUGUCUGCAGUACCUGGUGGGGAGCGAAAAGUCCUCAUCAUUUUCAACGCCCCCAGCCUUCAGGAUAGGCUGCGCUUUACAUCUGACCUGCGUGAGUCCAUCGCUGAGGUGCAGGAGAUGGAGAAAUACCGCGUGGAGUCGGAACUGGAGAAGCAGAAAGGUAUGAUGCGGCCUAACGCCUCACAGCCCGGCGGGGCCAAGGACUCCGUGAACGGCACGCUGGCCCGCAGCAGCCUGGAGGACACCUAUGGCGCAGGCGAUGGGCUCAAGCGGGGCGCACUCAGCAGUUCCCUGCGAGACCUCUCAGACGCAGGGAAGCGGGGGCGGCGUAACAGCGUGGGAUCGCUGGACAGCACCAUCGAAGGGUCCGUUAUUAGCAGUCCGCGCCCUCACCAGAGGAUGCCACCUCCGCCCCCACCCCCGCCGCCAGAGGAGUACAAGAGCCAGAGACCGGUCUCCAACUCCUCAUCCUUCCUGGGCUCCCUCUUUGGAAGCAAGCGGGGCAAGGGGCCCUUCCAGAUGCCGCCGCCGCCAACAGGCCAGGCCUCUGCCUCCUCUUCAUCUGCUUCUUCCACCCACCACCACCACCACCACCACCACCAUGGCCACAGCCACGGGAGCCUGGGGGUGCUGCCCGAUGGGCAGUCCAAGCUCCAGGCCCUGCAUGCCCAGUAUUGCCAAGGACCAGGCCCCGCCCCGCCGCCCUACCUUCCUCCCCAGCAGCCCCCUCUGCCCCCUCCUCCUCAGCAGCCCCCACCCCUGCCUCAACUGGGCUCCAUCCCGCCACCUCCCGCCUCAGCCCCGCCAGUGGGGCCGCAUCGCCAUUUCCACGCCCACGGCCCAGUCCCAGGCCCCCAGCACUACACGUUGGGCCGGCCAGGCAGAGCUCCCAGGCGAGGCGCUGGAGGACACCCCCAGUUCGCUCCCCAUGGCCGCCACCCCCUGCACCAGCCCACGUCUCCGUUGCCCCUGUACAGUCCUGCCCCCCAGCACCCGCCAGCCCACAAGCAGGGCCCCAAGCACUUCAUCUUCAGCCACCACCCACAGAUGAUGCCAGCAGCAGGGGCCUCCGGGGGCCCCGGAUCCCGGCAGCCAGGGGGCUCCUACUCCCACCCGCACCACCCGCAGUCGCCAUUGUCACCACACUCGCCCAUCCCACCGCAUCCCUCCUACCCACCCCUGCCCCCUCCUUCCCCCCACACCCCGCACUCACCCCUGCCGCCCACCUCACCCCAUGGCCCCCUGCACGCCUCUGGGCCCCCUGGCACCGCCAGCCAACCCUCUGCAAACCCUAAGGCCAAACCAAGUCGGAUCAGCACCGUGGUCUGA
Messenger RNA from Pipistrellus nathusii (Nathusius's pipistrelle), 4470 nucleotides. Lineage: Eukaryota; Metazoa; Chordata; Mammalia; Chiroptera; Vespertilionidae. The record is from the annotation of a GenBank genome assembly.